AUGUGCGACAUUCCCUUCAUUCCCUUCUUCCCCAUCUGCUUCCAAUGCGGCACUGAUCAGAAUCCGUGUCAUUGCAAAGUCGUCGGUCCGACGCUAGGUGAUUUGUUGGCCGGCAUCUAUUUUCUGUGGUUGUGGGUGUACACAGACAGGACGAGAGUAUGUUUUUUAAUCGCAUCUCCUAUUUUCAAACGUGGGAAGGGAGCUAACGAGAAGCCAGUGUCUUGGGGUACCCCGUUAAACUGA
Messenger RNA from Penicillium daleae, 243 nucleotides. RefSeq lists its product as uncharacterized. The record is from RefSeq and is a predicted model, not a curated record. Lineage: Eukaryota; Fungi; Ascomycota; Eurotiomycetes; Eurotiales; Aspergillaceae. The transcript has 2 exons. The coding region runs from base 1 to 243 and encodes 80 amino acids.